AUGCCUCCAACGGAGACCGCGCUCGACGGCAUGUUGUGCCUGUCGCGACACGAGAACUGCCCCUGGGAUGAAGCUCUGAAGUCGGCUGACAUCACCUGGACAGGUCUACGCUACACCUGUCUAAAGAUCCUGCAUCUGUAUUGCAAGGUCUUCGACCAGGAAGACAUUUUAGAGUUGGUCCUGAGGAAGACCUGCAAGUCAUGUGGUUGCGAUCGGUUGCAGCACUCGGUGUACCACGAAGAGCUGGGCUCGGUCCGCGACCGCCUGGGGCUCAGGGACACGCGCGUCAAUCACCACGCGUAUGAUAGUCCGCCCGGUCUCACUGCAAAGCAGACGGAGCUAUUCUGGGCAUCGCUAGCAGAGCGAGCACCAACUAGUGUAGGUGGCGCCACCGGAGCGGCGGCAUGGCGAGCUUGGAGAACACGUGCCUUAGCUACUCAAUUACCAAAACAAGAUCUCUCUCUAUCUCACUGUCAACAUAUAGACGAAUCCCAUCGAAAGCAAUUUGAAGACUUCGUAUCAGCUAGAAACGAAAUUGCACUUGAUAUUGGUAUUGCUUGCCAGCAUCAUGGUGCCUCAAUUGAAUGCAUGGGGUGCAGUAAACCUAUACGUAAUGGAAGUAUUAUAGUGCAAGCCCCACGGAUAGGUGAAGAGGUGGCGUUCCACCCAGCUUGCUUCACGUGCUCUGAAUGCGACGAGCUGCUGGUGGAGCUCGCGUACUGCGCGCUGGACGGCCGGCUGUACUGCGUGCGGCAUUACUCCGAGCGGCUCAAGCCUCGCUGCCACGCCUGUGAUGAAGUAAGGCUUGUGUACUUACUACAGCUUACCUACGUGUUCGUCUUUAGUGUUUAG
Molecule: messenger RNA, 852 nt
Organism: Parnassius apollo (apollo)
Lineage: Eukaryota; Metazoa; Arthropoda; Insecta; Lepidoptera; Papilionidae
Source: the annotation of a GenBank genome assembly